This is a messenger RNA of Periophthalmus magnuspinnatus, 1720 nucleotides long. It is a transcript of the gene tmem147, whose product is annotated as transmembrane protein 147. The transcript has 8 exons. Lineage: Eukaryota; Metazoa; Chordata; Actinopteri; Gobiiformes; Gobiidae. The record is from RefSeq and is a predicted model, not a curated record. The coding region runs from base 99 to 776 and encodes 225 amino acids.
GUUUCGGGUUGGACUUUCCGUCUGUCAUUCAUUCAGGAUUUUGAUUUUAGACGACGUCAACUUUCACUGACUACAAUUGAGGUUUCCCUUAAAGAACCAUGACCUUAUUUCAUUUCGGAAAUUGUUUUGCCUUGGCCUAUUUCCCUUACUUUAUAACCUACAAGUGCAGUGGACUGUCUGAGUACAAUGCUUUCUGGAGGUGCGUUCAGGCUGGAGCCACCUAUCUCUUUGUGCAGCUAUGCAAGAUGUUAUUCUUGGCAACAUUUUUUCCAACAUGGGAAGGAGGAGCUGGAGUUUAUGAUUUUGUUGGGGAAUUCAUGAAGGCGACUGUAGAUUUGGCCGAUCUGCUGGGCCUCCACCUGGUCAUGUCUCGUAAUGCUGGUAAAGGAGAGUACAAAAUCAUGGUGGCUGCAAUGGGCUGGGCAACAGCUGAACUCAUAAUGUCCAGAUGUCUUCCUUUGUGGGUUGGAGCCAGAGGCAUUGAGUUUGACUGGAAAUACAUUCAGAUGAGCUUCGAUUCAAAUAUUAGCUUAGUCCACUACAUCGCAAUGGCAGCAGUUGUGUGGAUGUUCACCAGAUAUGACCUCCCUAAGAGCUACAGGCUCCCGGUCACUGUGCUGUUGACUCUUUGUGUCUACAAGGCAUUCCUCAUGGAGUUGUUCGUUCACGUUUUCCUGUUGGGUAGCUGGACCGUCCUCUUGGUGAAAGCUGUGGUGACCGGUGCCAUCUCUCUUUGUUCACUCUUUCUUUUCGUCACGUUGGUCCACAGUAACUAAAGACUCCACAACCAUCGGAGAAAAUCCUUGAUGACUGAAGGCUUGACAGAGGUUCAAUACAUUAAGCAUAAAUUAUUACCUCUGGGACUUUAAAGACCUAAUAACUACUGCUCCAAGAUGAGUGACUCCUGACAUCUUACGAUUUGGAUGGUGGUAUGAUUUGGUUUAGUAUAAGUUUUGUUUUUGUUUUUUCAUAAUUGGUAUAAUGUGUUGUGAAUUUAGAUCAGUGGAGAGAUUUCUAAUGCAUUAUAUUGAAGUAAUGAGUGUGUUAAUGUGACUGAAGUGAAUUCAAGGAAUAGUAUCUGUGCACUGAUCAGUGAUUGCCUUUAGAUAGUUUAGAUUGUGGCGAUUAGGCUCAGAGAGAGUCCUUUUAGGUUUAAACCAGCAGGAUUUUGGCAUCGGAACUGGCAACCCAAAUAUGUCAUGAGGUGCUUUCUGAAACAUCACAAGAACGAAAACAAAUUACAACAUAAACAACUUGGCUAUCAUAAACAAUAAAAAUCAGCAUGACAAUUGUUAUUUGUUUGGACAUGCUGAGGUCAUGCGUAUGGAAUUUAAAAUAUCUUACAUAUGGUUUCUUUAUACUACAACAAACUGACCUAGGAGGCAAAUGUGGCCCUGGUGAAUUACUCCCAAAUUACCAGAACCUCAGUGCAUUUUUAGAAAACCUGCACCAUAAUAAUCCCAGUGUCAAAUGUUUAGGUUGGAGACGGCCUUAUUUAUGUUUCAUGCCUUACUAAAGGUGUGGUGUCAGAUUUCUGCUAAACGCACAUAUUUGAAAGAUUCAUUGCUUGGUUCACCAGUCUGUGGCCACCUGCUUCACUUAUUUUUGGAUAUGUGGUGAAAAAAAGUUUGGCCAUGCCUGAUAUGUAUUAACAGAACUGUACUAAAUAUUGUUAAUGUCGAGGAGUGCGUUGUGUACAAUAAACACAUUUUAAUACUAU